AUGUCGGGCGACGGCGCCCACGCAGAUCUGAAGCCAAUGAGCAUGUCGUCAUGCCUGUCCUCACCUGAGGCUGCUGUUGCAGGGCACGAUGCUUCUGCCGGCCCGAGUCAGCUGCAGGGCCUGGCCAAGUUGACAACGUCGAGCAUCCGAGCCGGAGAACCGUCGGCCUCGUCGCAUCCGGGGACAACGGAACCGACAUUCAAGCGUGUGCGAUCAGGAUCUUACGGUCAUACGUAUGAUAGAUCUCCGACCGUACCUUCUGCCGUCGCGGCGAGUGCCUCGUCGUCGCAAUGCUCGCCGGCGCCGUCGACGAUGGCUUCGAGUCAGCUGGCCCCCUUGUCCGCGGGUGGCAGUACGACGCGCAGGCAGGUGCAGUCGUGUGCAGAGUGCAAGCGGAGGAAGAUCAAAUGUGACAGGGUCUAUCCGUGUGCGCCCUGCCAGAUGCGCGGCGACGCCGAGUCGUGCGAGAAGCCAGAAACCAAUCCGGGAACCCCCUCGUACGUCGGUCGGCCGGGCGGGCAAGUCGUGCGGUCCGGAGUGGCCCCUCGGAGGCGGUUGCGCCGCUCGGACUGUUGAGGCUGGCCGACGACUGAACAAUUUCGAGUGGUAUCAAUCUCACAGGCCCAUAUAUGACUCUCUCUUCACAAGGAUGUCGUCUCUCGAGUCGACGGUGCGAGCCCUGCAGCACAAGAUCGCCCAGCUCGAAGAUCACGGCGCCCCGAGACCGCGCCCGGCUUCCUCAUCGGGCUCGACCAACUUGAAGCCUUCGGCGGUCACCGACACGGGUGCGGGGGUGGGGGCGAAUGCGGUUGCAUCGACUAGACGUCUCGCGACGUCCGCGAGUUCGUCGAGCGCUGCUCUCAGUUCCUCUACUCAUGCACCCAUCCGUCCCUCCACUGCAUCGACACCAACGAAUGACGCUGUCAACGCUCGGGGCGAAAGAGGACAGCCGCCGGAGGAAGAGGUGGCCCUCAUGCUCGAAGGUAAGCUCGGUGGGGAGUGUAAAGCUUGACAAUCUUGUCGAUGAGGCUCAACUUUUUCCUUCUGCCCAUAGAUAUCGCCAUGUCUUUUAAUGCCAACAAGAGCCGCCUGAGGCAGGCCAUGAAUCCUUUGCAUCAGGAUUCCGGAACUCUACGAUCGGCAUCCGUGCGCCACGAACGAGCUCGAAUGAUGAACCCGUUGAGCGUCAUUGGGGCGCAACGCAGCUGGAUGCUCGUCGAGACGUACUUUGGGCGGAUAGAGUGGUACACCAAGUCGCUUCAUGCCCCGUCCUUCAUUGUUGAGUGCAAGUCCAUUCUCCAUCUCGACCCCGAGGAAGCGCAUCGCACAACCAGGACAUCGUUCCUCUGCGUGCUGUACAUGGUCUUGUGCUGUUCACUGCAUCUCAUCGAGCCGUACGAGGCACAGGCACUCGGAUACUCGCUCGAAGACGCUUGGUUGCUGGCUGAGGACGUGUACCACUCUGGUCUAUCCAUGCUCAGCAACUCGGAUUGGCUGCGACACCCAUCGCUCGAGUAUCUACAAAGCAUCAUCGUUGCCGGGGUCUUCAUGUACAACACGAGUGCGGAAGCCGAUGUUCAUUGGGCUCUCCUCGGAUCCGCGAUCAAGUGCGCGACAAACCUGGGGCUGAGCCGCUUGGGAUGGGAGACGGACGGAAAGAAGUGGCCACCGGCCUGGAAGAGCUUCCGAAGGAGGGAGACGGGUCGAAGAAUAUGGUGGGGAUUAGUCGUCCUUGACUGGAGUCAUGCUCAGGCGCACAAUGGCACUUGUGAGUUCUUCUCCCCGGAGUGUUACUGCAGUUCUUCUCUGUGCUGACCCGACCCUAAAUCCUCGGUGCCAGAUUGUGUUCAUCCUUCCCAAAAUCACACGGCGCCACCCAGCAACGUUAACGACGCCGACAUGAACGAUGAUUACGUAUCGAGACCCCUGUCACAGUACACCGUAAGCCAGGUCUCGCCUACAAAGCUCCGAGAUGAGGUCGUUGAACACCAUCUGAUGUGCAUAGGAAUCGACGAUGACCAUCCUCAAGCUUCGAUUCGUCACUCUGUACCGCGAAUUCGUCGACCACCUCAACGUGAACCAACUUGCCGACUAUGAUUUUAUUGUCGAGUGAGUUCUCUCGCGAUAGGCUUCAAGUCAUGUGACUUUGGCUCAAAUACUUCGCCCAAUCGGCAGGAUGGACGGGCGGAUUUGCGACGUCAUUGCGGACUUUCCCGAAUACUUUUCCAGUCUAUCGCAUCCUUGGCAAAAGGAUCGACGAUGGCCGAACCUCGAAAAGGAGGCGCUACUGAUUCAGAUCACCGCUGCGAAUCGACAUCUCCGACUGCAUCGACCGUACUUGAUGCGGGGCUACCACGACAGCAAGUACCACGCCUCUACCGAAAGGUGUGUGUCGUCAGCUCGUUCGGUUCUCGUUCUGCUCCGGCAAGCAGGGGAGCGAUGCCCGGAGAUUUUCAGACUCUGGAUCGUCUCGCUGUACCAAUUCGUGGCGUCGAUUGUCUGCUUCAUCGACUUAAUCCACAAGCCCUCGAUCGAGAUGAGGGCCACGCUUCGCGAAUCUGUCGAACUCCUUAAAUUGGCUUCCUCGAAUUCGGCCGCUGCGAGGAUGGGCGUCAAGGUGCUGGAAGGGCUGCUGGCCGCCGAGCAAGACAUUACGUCCGUCCCGGGAAAAAGACCGCGUCUUGACCUUGAGGACGAGGAAAGCAACUCGCCGUUCCGUAACGUGGUGAAUCAUUUAUUGGUGAGUGGAUAGCUCUACUGUGACGAAUGAAUUCGGCUGACCUUCCUGCGCCACUUGGGCGGGCCUAAUCACAGCUCUCGGCGUCAUCGGAAGUGCUGCCCUACUCGUCGUCGGCUCCCAAGUCAGAGCCACACGUGCGUACGACGGCCGAAUCGAUGCCAGGCGUCGCGCCGUGGAAUAUCGAGUCAAGCAUCGCCGCGGCGCUCGCCUACGGCGAACUCGGGUUCGAACGCGGACUGUACGGGAUGGCAAGCGGAGUCCAUCCGGAAGAAUACGGGCAGCAGUACGCGUGGUCGCAAGCCCCGCCGCGCUCGGAGGAUGUACCUGCAGGUGUGUACAAUGGAGUUGGUCCGGCUGCGCGACCGGUGUAUCCCAUGGGUGACGGUUAUGGCCGACCGUGGCCGACGGAAGCGCCUCGGGAGUGA
Microbotryum saponariae is the source of this 3165-nucleotide messenger RNA. Lineage: Eukaryota; Fungi; Basidiomycota; Microbotryomycetes; Microbotryales; Microbotryaceae. The record is from the annotation of a GenBank genome assembly.